Messenger RNA from Rhipicephalus microplus (southern cattle tick), 1211 nucleotides. RefSeq lists its product as uncharacterized. The record is from RefSeq and is a predicted model, not a curated record. Gene Ontology annotation, molecular function: CoA-ligase activity. Lineage: Eukaryota; Metazoa; Arthropoda; Arachnida; Ixodida; Ixodidae.
GUCACGGUUCUCUUUAACGAACGUGCCCGGAUAUAUCAACGUCGCAAAUUUUGCGAAUGACGGAAAGCUGAAGCACGCAGAAUUUCCGAAUAACCAAGUCGGUGUCAAGUUUGUUUGCCACUCCACAGGAACAACUGGCAUCUCGAAAAUUAUCGAAAUCACAGAGGCAACGUUCCUGUCUCAAAUUUCCUGCCGAGAAAAGUUUCAGCUGGCGACACCUGAAGACGUGUGCAUUGGAGGUGGCAACAUCUCCUUUUACGUUUGCUUUACGUACGUCUUUUUCAUCAUCUCGAUUGGAGGCACCAUUGUGCUACUCGACAAAUACAGUCCUGUUCCCGACGUCUUCGCAGCAUUGCGAGAUCACCAGGUAAACCUCGUGCACGGAACGCCGACGAAAAUUCUGGAGAUUGUUCACGAAGCCGAGAGACUCGGCCAGUCCUUCCCUCUCGUGAAGAAGUUCACCACCCUGGGAACGCCGAUGACGGAAAUGGCGAGGUCAGCCAUUCUGGCAGCGUGUGCACCAUCCGAGCUGCGAAGCUGCUACGGCAUGACCGAAGUAAGCGGCUACCUCGCAGCGCCACCCUGCGGCGAAAUCACGGCUGGCGACGUGGGCUUCCCCGUACCUGGAGCGCGAAUGAAGGUUGUGGAUCCAGUGUCUGGGGCGGUCCUUUCACAUAACCAGAAAGGGGAGGUGCUCUUUCACACACCUCACAUUAUGGUCGGAUACUAUAAGAAUCCGGAAGAAACAGCGAGCUUCACCACUGAUGACGGCUGGAUACGCACGGGAGACCUUGGCUACUACAACGAGGACGGCAGGCUGUUCGUACUGGGUCGAGUGAAGGCCGCCGUAUCAGCGAAUAACGUUUGGGCCGGACUACCCCAGAUGGAGGAGUGCCUCUCAUUCCACCCCGACGUCAUCGAGGCGGCUGUUAUGCCGAACCCCGAGUUUCCUGCCGCCAUUAUUGUCAUUCGGAAAGACGAAAUCCCGAGCGAAAGUCUCGCCGAGAAGAUUAAGGCCUUCGUCAAAGAACGUCUUCCCACAGCUCAGCCACUAGAUGGUGGUAUUUUCUUCGUUGACGCCAUUCCGAGGAGUGGAUUCGGCAAGAUCAAGCGACGGUUGCUGUCAGAAAUUAUACCCACACUCAGAAGAAUGGAUGCACCAUGCUGCAAAAGCAAUGCAUGCGCGAAAUAAAGGUUUUGUUCUUAUUCUA